This is a messenger RNA of Rhododendron vialii, 2594 nucleotides long. Its product is annotated as vesicle-fusing ATPase-like. The transcript has 20 exons. Gene Ontology annotation, cellular component: Golgi stack. The record is from RefSeq and is a predicted model, not a curated record. The coding region runs from base 1 to 2232 and encodes 743 amino acids. Lineage: Eukaryota; Viridiplantae; Streptophyta; Magnoliopsida; Ericales; Ericaceae. Gene Ontology annotation, molecular function: ATP hydrolysis activity; ATP binding. Gene Ontology annotation, biological process: Golgi to plasma membrane protein transport; SNARE complex disassembly; intra-Golgi vesicle-mediated transport.
AUGGCGGGGAGAUCAUCAUCGGGGUUCGGAUCGAUGGCGACGAUGAUCGUCACCAACACGCCGGCCAAAGACCUCGCGUACUCCAACUUCGCCUUCUGCUCGCCCUCGGAUCUCCGGACCUUCUCCGUCGCCGGAUCGAAGCACGCCUUCGCUCUCGUCGGCAAUUCGUUCGUCUUGUCAAUAUCAUCACAUGAAAGCAUACCUAAUGGCAACAUUGCCCUCAACGCGAUCCAACGUCGACAUGCAAAAGUAUCUUCUGGGGACUCAGUAUCUAUAAGCAGAUUCGUUCCACCUGAGGACUUCAACCUAGCACUUCUUACUCUUGAAUUAGAGUUUGUAAAGAGAGGAGCAAAAGAUGAGCAGGUUGAUGCUGUUUCGUUGGCUCAGCAGAUUCGGAAGAGAUUUAUCAACCAGGUUAUGACAACCGGACAGAAGUUUACAUUCGAGUAUCAUGGCAAUGGUUUUAUUUCCACGGUUAAUCAGGCUGUUUUAGAGGGGCAAGAAAAAUCAAAGAGUAUUGAAAGAGGGAUGAUUUCAACCGAGACAUAUAUUGUCUUUGAAGCUUCAAAUGCCAGUGGAAUAAAGAUUAUCAACCAGCGUGAAGCUGCUAGCAGCAACAUCUUUAGGCAGAAAGAGUUUAAUCUUGAAUCACUAGGUAUAGGUGGUUUAAGUGCAGAGUUUGCAGAUAUAUUUCGAAGAGCUUUCGCCUCAAGAGUUUUUCCGCCACAUGUGACUAAUAAGUUGGGCAUCAAGCAUGUGAAGGGAAUGCUGCUUUACGGGCCACCUGGUACAGGGAAGACUUUAAUGGCUCGCCAGAUUGGGAAAAUGUUAAAUGGGAAGGAUCCAAAGAUCGUCAAUGGGCCUGAAGUGUUGAGCAAAUUUGUUGGUGAAACUGAGAAGAAUGUGAGGGAUUUAUUUACUGAUGCUGAACAGGACCAGAGAACUCGGGGGGAUCAAAGCGACUUACAUGUUAUCAUAUUUGAUGAAAUUGAUGCUAUCUGUAAGUCAAGAGGUUCAACUAGAGAUGGUACUGGAGUUCAUGAUAGCAUUGUUAACCAGCUCCUGACAAAGAUAGACGGUGUUGAGUCUCUGAACAAUGUGUUGCUGAUUGGGAUGACCAACAGAAAGGAUUUACUUGAUGAAGCACUUUUAAGGCCUGGGCGUUUGGAAGUCCAAGUGGAGAUAAGCCUUCCUGAUGAGAAUGGUCGUUUACAAAUUCUUCAGAUUCACACAAAUAAGAUGAAAGAAAAUUCUUUUCUUGCUCCUGACGUGAACUUGCACGAACUGGCUGCUCGGACAAAGAAUUAUAGUGGUGCAGAGCUUGAAGGUGUUGCAAAAAGUGCAGUAUCGUAUGCUUUAAAUCGGCAAUUAAGCAUGGAUGACCUAACAAAGCCAGUGGAUGAGGAGAGUAUCAAAGUCACCAUGGAUGACUUUUUGAAUGCCCUUUAUGAAGUUAGACCAGCAUUUGGAGCUUCCACCGAUGACCUUGAACGCUGCAGACUUAAUGGCAUGGUGGAUUGUGGUGCACGACAUGACCACAUAUAUAAGAGAACAAUGCUACUGGCUGAACAAGUAAGAGUGAGCAGAGGAAGCCCACUAGUUACUUGUCUUCUAGAAGGUCCCAGCGGCAGUGGUAAGACUACAUUGGCAGCUACUGUUGGGCUUGACAGUGAUUUUCCGUAUGUCAAGAUAAUCUCAGCUGAAACAAUGAUUGGGCUUAGUGAAAGCAGUAAAUGUACUCAAAUUGUCAAGGUAUUUGAAGAUGCUUAUAGGUCACCAUUGAGCAUUAUCAUUCUUGAUGACAUUGAGAGGCUACUGGAGUAUGUUGCAAUUGGACCUCGGUUUUCUAAUUUAAUCUCUCAGACAUUAUUGGUUCUUCUCAAAAGGCUUCCUCCCAAGGGGAAAAAUGUUCUCGUGAUCGGUACUACGAGUGAGGUGUCUUUCUUGGAUUCAAUUGGCCUUUGUGAUGCCUUUUCUGUCACAUACCAUGUUCCAACCCUGAAGACAGAAGAUGCUAGAAAGGUACUACACCCGCUUAAUGUUUUCUCUGAGGAUGAUGUUGAUGCUGCUGCUGAGGCCUUGAAUGAUAUGCCAAUCAAGAAGCUUUACAUGGUGGUUGAAAUGGCUGCUCAAGGCGAACAAGGUGGAGGAGCAGAAGCCAUUUACUCAGGCAAAGAGAAGAUCAAAAUCGCUCAUUUCUACGAUUGCCUUCAGGAUGUAGUUCGGUAUUAGCAGGGAAGUUUGCUUCCAUCAUGAUUCCUCAAGGUUUAUAGCCUAUACAAACCGAGUUUUUUGAUUUGCUUGAUUGACACCUUCUACUGAGCAUACACGGCUUUGGAGGUAGCACUGUACUGGAUUUGAUUAGAUUAUCUACAACUCUCCUGAAUCUGGUGAUAACUAAUUUAUUUUUUUUUAUUUUUUUUAUUUCUAUACGACUUGUAGAAGUUUUGGCAAAGAGGUGAAGUUGAUCAAAGUUUUGCGAUUUUGCGACUUUCCUUUGAUGAUUUUUUCUUUAGAGAGAUGACCUAUGGAUUGGUUUGUAUUUGUGUACUGUGAUUUCCAUUUGGUCAAUGUAUUGUGCCUGAAUUUCUGUA